Molecule: messenger RNA, 6311 nt
Organism: Drosophila nasuta
Lineage: Eukaryota; Metazoa; Arthropoda; Insecta; Diptera; Drosophilidae
Gene: Cadps
Product: calcium-dependent secretion activator 1
Biological process (GO): synaptic vesicle exocytosis; dense core granule exocytosis
Source: RefSeq, a predicted model, not a curated record
UAUUAUAGCAUUGGCAUUUGUCCCGCAUAGUUGUCAAAAGUUUCAGUUGAGUGUAACAUGUCUAUCGGAGACCCACCACAAUCUACUAAAAUUUGUAUAAAAGAUUAGAGCGAAAUCUACAUUCAAACCUUGUAAAUUCAUAACCACGAAUUUGAGAUUACAAAUUUAAAUUAUGCAUACAUCUAUAAAAUAUUAACCUAAACUUGCUGCAAUGUUGGUUCACUUACUUAUAUAUAAAUAUAUUUUUGAAACCUCACUGGAUUGAGCAAAUUUGCUAUCAUGAUAGACCCAAGCUCUAGUGAAGAAGAGGGAGACGAAGAUAGCGUCAUUAAUCUACCAAGUAAAGGUCGUGUCUCAGUUCCACAUAAAGCAUCGACACUUGCCGCAGGACCAUCAUCAACAAGCACUGGGACUUUACCAAUUCUGACAACCGUUCCGAGCGUUCAUAAUGGCGAUUUUAUUGGAAGCCACAGACCGUCGGCAUCAAUACCUGGCAAUACCAACGCAGGAAUUGGAGUCGGAACAUCAAAAAAUGAUCAAACUCAAUUCAAUACGGAAAGUUCUAAUCUUGAAGUGCCCAACAAUGGAAUUCCAAGUGGUAUUUCCCAAGAAACAUUAAAUCAAAGCGUCGGAUCGUCGAGAGCCAACUCGUUACCUCGUCCACUUUCACCAUCUUCAUCGCUUGCUAGUGAUAAACAUGAUGCCGGAGAUCCUCACGAGAAACACGAGCGUGAAGAGGAAGAGCGGAAACGUCGUAUUCAGUUGUAUGUAUUCAUAUCACGGUGCAUAUCUUACCCAUUUAAUGCUAAACAACCAACGGAUAUGACAAAACGGCAACCAAAAAUCACAAAGCAACAAUUGGAGAUAGUCACACAACGAUUUCAAGCCUUUUUAAAAGGAGAGACCCAAAUAAUGGCUGAUGAAGCAUUUCAAAAUGCGGUUCAGAGCUAUCACGACGUCUUUUUAAAAUCGGAGCGUGUUAUGAAGAUGGUUCAGUCAGGGGCAUGCUCACAACAUGAUUUUCGUGAAGUAUUUCGUAAUAACAUUGAAAAACGAGUAAGGUCUUUACCUGAGAUCGAUGGCCUCAGUAAGGAAACAGUGUUAACAUCGUGGAUGGCAAAAUUCGAUAUUAUUCUUAAAGGCAGCGGCGAUGAAGAUACAAAGCGUCCAUCGCGUAUGCAGCAGUCCCUAAAUAGUGAGCUUAUUCUAUCUAAGGAACAACUCUAUGAUAUGUUUCAACAGAUUUUAUCUGUGAAAAAGUUUGAACACCAAAUCUUGUUUAACGCCCUAAUGCUCGACUCUGCAGAUGAGCAAGCGGCGGCCAUCAGGCGAGAAUUGGAUGGUCGCAUGCAAAAGGUUGGAGAAAUGGAAAAAAAUCGAAAACUAAUGCCAAAAUUUGUGCUUAAGGAAAUGGAAUCUCUUUACAUUGAGGAAUUAAAAUCUUCAAUUAAUCUUUUGAUGGCAAAUUUGGAGUCACUACCUGUAUCUAAAGGUAACAUGGAUAGUAAAUAUGGCCUACAAAAGUUAAAGCGUUACAACCACAGCACACCAUCUUUUUUAAAAAUGAUUUUACGUUCGCAUGGAUCUCUAUCGAAGUUAGAGGGUGACUCUGAAGAUGGUACCACUCAAUUGACCAAAUUGGACGUUGUUCUCACAUUUCAAUUAGAAGUGAUUGUUAUGGAGGUAAAAGGGCUCAAAUCAUUGGCACCUAACCGCAUUGUUUACUGUACAAUGGAAGUUGAAAACGGUGAAAAACUCCAAACUGAUCAAGCCGAGGCUUCCAAGCCUAUGUGGGACACACAAGGCGAUUUUACAACCACUCAUCCUUUACCAGUAGUUAAAGUAAAGUUAUACACGGAAAAUCCUGGAAUGUUGGCCCUGGAAGACAAAGAAUUAGGGAAAGUGACUAUAAAACCUUCCCCGUUAUCAUCAAAGUCACCAGAAUGGCAUCGUAUGAUAGUUUCAAAAAAUGUACAAGAUCAAGAUGUGCGAAUCAAGAUAGCAUGCCGAUUGGACAAGCCUUUAAAUAUGAAGCAUUGUGGGAAUCUGUACGCAAUUGGGAAAUCCGUAUGGAAAAAGUGGAAACGACGUUAUUUUGUUUUAGUGCAAGUUUCGCAAUACACAUUUGCAAUGUGCAGUUAUAAGGAAAAGAAGUCUGAGCCAUCCGAGAUGAUGCAAUUGGAUGGAUAUACGGUAGACUAUAUUGAAGCUGCAAGUGCAAAUUUAAUGUUUGGCAUCGAUUUGAACGGGGGUCGAUAUUUUUUCAAUGCAGUACGGGAGGGUGAUAGCAUCGCAUUCGCUUGCGAUGAUGAAAAUGAAUGCAGUCUCUGGGUAAUGGCUAUGUACCGGGCAACCGGGCAGUCGCAUAAGCCAACACCACCUAUAACACAGGAUAAAAAUUCGGCAAUGUCCAAAAUUCAAGGUGAUGCAGAUAAAGCUCGUAAACAUGGCAUGGAGGAUUACAUAAGCGCCGAUCCGUGCACAUUCGAUCAUGCCAAUUUAUUUAAAACCUUGCAAAACUUAACGCUCGAAUAUAGAUUAAACGAUCCUUAUGCAUCUUUGGGUUGGUUUAGUCCUGGACAAGUUUUUGUUUUGGACGAAUAUUGCGCGCGGUAUGGUGUACGUGGAUGCUAUCGACAUUUAUGCUAUCUUUCCGAUCUUUUGGAUCGCGCUGAAAAACAUCAUAUGAUUGAUCCCACAUUAAUCCAUUACUCGUUUGCAUUCUGCGCGAGCCAUGUCCAUGGCAAUAGGCCGGAUGGAGUAGGCAGCAUAACACAAGAGGAAAAGGAAAAGUUUUCCGAAAUUAAAGAACGUUUGCGGCAAUUGCUUGAAUUUCAAAUCACGAAUUUUCGAUACUGUUUUCCAUUUGGACGCCCAGAAGGAGGACUUAAAGCGACACUAUCAUUACUUGAACGCGUUCUAAUGAAAGAUAUUGUGACACCAGUACCACCAGAAGAAGUGCGUCAAAUGAUAAAAAAAAGUCUGGAAACGGCCGCACUCGUCAACUAUACACGACUUUCGGCUGAAGCAAAAAUCGAAGAGGAUUUACGCGGAGAAAUGAUUGUACCGCCACCCAAGAAAUUGGAGGAUCUUAUUCAUCUCUCUGAACUUUGCGUUGAUUUAUUGCAGCAGAAUGAGGAGCAUUAUGGUGAGCUGCGCAAAAAUGAUAAAAAGGAUAAGGUUAAGACAAUCAAGGAAGGCGGUGAUGCUACACAAGAUGAUGAUCGUAACGAUGCUGAAAUGACUGGUACUAAUAAUGAUCUGGGAUCCACAAGCAUGGACCAAAUUACAACAUCUUCUAAAGGCUUAUUGGAUGCUUCUGGUGGUGUUGGUGUUAGUAAUGGACCGCCCCCAUUUCGAUACUGUAUGCCCACACAUGCUGUGUACACAUCGCCAGUACCAACGGCGUUUGCUUGGUUCAGCGAUCUGCUUGUUGAGCACGCAGAGAUAUUCUGGUCACUUUUUGCUGUUGACAUGGAUCGCGUACUAUCCGAACAGGCACCAGACACUUGGGACUCAUUCCCCUUAUUCCAAAUCCUUAACGAUUAUUUGCGAUCUGAUGAUAAUUUGCGUAAUGGGCGAUUCCACCAGCAUUUGCGUGAGACAUUUGCACCGUUGGUUGUGCGGUAUGUGGAUCUCAUGGAAUCGUCUAUAGCACAAUCUAUUCAUAAAGGCUUUGAAAAAGAGCGUUGGGAAAGUAAAGGGAUAAACGCCGCUUUGAAUCCAGUUGCAUUAAACAAUGCAGCGCAGGCGCUGAAUACGGCAGCACUCAACCCGGCGGCAUUGCUCAGUGGCAAGAAAGAACAAGUCAAUUUCUAUGUGCCGAAGCUACCUAGGGGCACAGCUAGUACAGCUGCCUCUACUAGUGAUGAAAUGAGAAAUGGUUGUGCUACUUCAGAAGAUCUCUUCUGGAAAUUGGAUGCACUUCAAUCAUUCAUCCGAGAUUUGCACUGGCCAGAUGCGGAGUUUCGUCAACACUUAGAACAACGAUUAAAAAUGAUGGCCGUUGAUAUGAUAGAACAAUGCAUACAGCGAACAGAUUCAAUGUUCCAGUCUUGGCUAAAGAAAAAUGUUGCCUUUAUUUCAACCGAUUAUAUAAUACCGUCAGAGAUGUGCGCUAUGGUAAAUGUGAUAUUAGAUGCUAAAAAUCAAAGCUUUAAAUUAACUACCAUCGAUGGUAUUGAUCUGUACAAAUUCCAUGCGAAAAUCGAUGAUCAAAUCGACAAAGCGAAUGUAGCAAUGACACAAGGUCUGAGUGGCAAACUUAUGUCAGUGCUAGAGUCGACUUUGUCUAAAUUGGCACGAUAUGAUGAAGGCAGUUUGAUUGGCUCAAUCCUUAGCUUUACAAACGUGUCGAGCUCAGGGAAGGAUCUUGGACAAGGCUACGUUAAUUUCUUUCGUAACAAUAUGGAUCAAAUACGUGGUAAAAUUGGCGAUGAUCUAUGGACCCUUAAUUUCUUCGAACAGUGGUAUGCUCAGCAAAUCAAUAUGCUAUCCAAUUGGCUCUCGGAUCGAAUGGACCAUGCGUUGCACUAUGCGCAGAUUACAUCCAUCUCACACAUUAUUAAGAAGAUUUAUUCAGACUUUGAGCUGCAGGGUGUUUUGGAGGAUAAACUUAACUCGAAAGCAUAUCAGACAGUUGCCCAACGAAUGACGGCUGAGGAGGCAACUUGUGCUCUUUCAAUGCCCGAUGUUGCUGAUGGAGAUGAAAAUAUUGAUGAUAUUCAUAAUGUCGAUGUGGAAGAUGGUGUUGGCGAUGAAUCUGGCGGCCAUGCAUCGUCACGGAGCCUGCCAAAGCCAAAAAUAGCAGCCGCUCAAGCAGCGGCUGUCACCAACGUAGUCGCUGGCCGUGUUGGCAAUUUGCUUGGUAAAGGCAUUGGUGGACUUAGCUCAAAGCUAGGAAGUGGUGGUUGGUUUUGAGUCGCCAACAUUCGACACUUUCUGCAUGUCUGUCUUUAUUUAAACCAGGCGUCCAGUCUACUAUAUAAAAUUUGCUUUGUAGUUUUCUGAGCCAAGUCCACAGACGUCACAUGAUUGCUUAUUUAAUACCAAAAUGGAUAAAAUAUACUAUAAUACACGAAUCAAUCCCUACUUAUGUAUAUGUAAAAAAUAGUCUUUAAAAUUCAUUCCAAAUAUUAAAUUUUACACUUUAGGACUUUGAAACUAGUCAAACUUUAAGUAACUAAACCAAUGUAUAUCUAUUUCCGGAGUUUUUUUUUAAUUUUUGUGCUGAUAUAAAUUAAAACAUAUGAAACAUUAUAUCUUAGCCGAUUAUUUUAAACAAAUACAUAAAUUUAUAUUCAAUACUUAUAUGUUACAUACAUAACAUUAUUACCUCUUUAAUUAUUACUAUAAAUAAUAACAUUUUUAUUAUUAUACUAUAAUGUGAAUUGGCUUCAAUGCUAAUUUCUUUAUCAACGCAAUAGCAAAUUUGAGAAUAUAAGUAUAAUACAUAUGAACGAUAUAUUAAAGAUAUCUUCUUUACUCAUACAAAUGUACAAUUAGUAUGAGUAAUACGUUAAAUACAGUUAAAAAAAAAACUUUGGUAUUUUAUUUGAAUGAGUGAUAAAAGGAAUAUGGACGAUCUACAUAAGUGUUUUUUUUUGGCGUUUUGUCGGUUUCAAAGUAAUGUUCAUCAAUCUCAAGCAACCAGAAAUUAAGAAAUUGAAUUGAAUCUUCUCCCAAUCAAUAAAAGAUAUCGGUUAACAUUGUUACCUAGAAACAUAAAUGAUAUUAUAAAUAGGGAAGGAUUAUCGUGAUCAGUCUUCUUGAGUGUGUUAAAGACAGGGCAUGCAAAACAUUUAAAUAAACAUAAAUAGUCAAACCAAGUCAUGCAAGCAGAUCACAAAAACUGAUUUGCUUUUGUAUAUAUGUAAUGAAUUUAAAUUGUUUUUUGUUAAAAAAAACAUUCUCAUUAAACAUUUCGUUAAUGGGUAUUUUGUGAAUUUAAUCGGCAUCCUUUCUAUGUCCAUAUAUUAAGCAAAUACAUAAUUAUAAUUUUGUAUAGUACGUUCUGCCCCCUUAUAAUAUAUAUUGAUAAAAAUUCUGUUCAUUGGCACACUGGUCAAAGUUGCUUUUUUUAAAAAUUGAUUAACUCAUAAAAUUAAAUAUGAUUGAGUAUGUAUGCAAAUAUUGAGUAUACAAAAUGCAGUAAUUAAAGUUAAAAAAACAAUAAUCUUUACCAAAACAAUUACAGUGCAUAAAAUAUUUAGUUAGUCUAAAUAAAAACAUAUAUGUAUAUUUACAUUUAUUAAUUUAAAAUGCAUCCAAUAAACUCUAAAGCUGAGCACAUUGUGCCUAUCUGAGUUAAA